Messenger RNA from Pseudozyma hubeiensis SY62, 1305 nucleotides. Its product is annotated as alginate lyase. NCBI's taxonomy places the organism in Eukaryota, Fungi, Basidiomycota, Ustilaginomycetes, Ustilaginales, Ustilaginaceae. The transcript is spliced from 3 exons. The coding region runs from base 1 to 1305 and encodes 434 amino acids. The record is from RefSeq and is a predicted model, not a curated record.
AUGUCAACACAACUCGCAAUGAUGGAGAAUCACGACCUUCGUCCAAGCACUGCCUCCUUCUCUCUCUCACCACAGCACGACUACCUGGUCGCAGAUGAAUUCAAGUCUCUUCCUUCGGACCUCGAGACCCACUCUUCCAGGCGUCGCAGAGGAUGUACACGACGCAAGCUCUUGCUCCUGAUCCUCCUGCCGAUAACUCUCCUCGUCCUCCUCUUUGUCGUCAUCUUCUUUCCGGUGUACUUCACACAACACCACUCGAAGACCUCCUCCGCGUCACCAACAGGGGUUUUCGAUCAAAAUGCAACGCAGGCGCGCAAAGCCAGGACUACCCAGGGUGCGGUGUGGCAGCAAGCUCGCAACUUUACGGAUCUGAACGAUUUCAGCAUCGAGUAUUACAGUUCGGGGGAAGCGAACAAUAAGGUUUUGACGGGAGGGCUGCCUAGCAGUGCAUUGAGGCAGAGGAGGUCUAGUUCGGGUAGUUCGAGCACGUCGACCAGCAGGAGACAAACCCGUAGACAAGCACCCGCUACCAACAGCGGAUCGAGCGGAACGAAAUCUUCUUCUUCUCCCGUCGCCAUCAUCACCAGCGACAGGUCGACCUCAACCCCAGCUUACCCCAUCCUGGCCACUCAAUCAAGCCUACCGGGGAGCGUGCUAUCUAUCUUCUACCCAGCCAACUCGUACACACCCUCCGCUCAGCCCGUCGGCGGAACGCAGUUCUACGCCCUCACGCCCUUCGACCUCACCCUCGCCUCCUCCAUCACCUUUAACUACUCUGUCUUCUUCCCUGCCGGCUACAACUUUGUCAUGGGAGGCAAGCUCCCAGGGCUCUACGGAGGUACGGAGGGAUGCGGUGGGGGGAACGACGCGAGCGAUUGUUGGAGCACGAGGAUGGCGUGGAGGACGGGUGGGAUGGGGGAGCUGUAUGCGUAUCUGCCGCAGGACAGGCAGAAUCUGACGGCCAUGUUGCAGGUCCCACCGUACAGCUAUGUGAAUUCGGACUAUGGGAUAUCCCUCGGCAGAGGUUCUUUCAACUAUACGAUAGGUGGGUGGACAAACAUCUCCCAGACCAUCACCCUGUCCACGAACAAGUCCCAUCCGAACGGUACCGUCGAUAUCACCGUCAACAACGUCAGGGCGAUCUACUACGAUCAGGUUUACUGGCCGGCGAGCAUCAAGGGCAUCUUGUUCUCCACAUUCUUCGGAGGAGCAACAAAGGAUUGGGCAACACCCAUCGACCAGUACUCGUACUUCAAGGACUUUAGCGUCCGCAUCAACUCGCUUCGUAACCUCACAAAGACUUGA